AUGAGUGGAGUGGCAGACAACUCACUGGAGCCCAUGUGCUCCGAACGGAAACGCAAGAUCUCCACCUGUGAUACACCAGGCCUUGGGCGAGUCACUGUUGGGAGCUGUGCCUCUGUCUGCAUCUCCUUCCUUUCUGUCUAUCUUUGUGUGUGUGUGACUGACUGUGCCUGUCUUUCAGUGUGUUUAUAAGCAAAGUGUUUUCUUUCCUCCCUAGCCUCUGUGAAAUGCCCCUUUCCUUGGCUUCAAUAUCUGUUUUUCAAUCCCGAAGAUUUCUGGUCGUUAUGGAGAGAGAGGUGUGGUUGUCAUGGUGACAUAUUUGACCCCCCCCCACCCUGCAGGUGUGACAAGCGUAGGAGGGAGCAGGAGAGUAAAUACAUAGAGGAACUGGCCGAGCUGAUCUCUGCCAACCUCAGCAACAUGGACAGCUUCAACGUGAAGCCAGACAAAUGUGCCAUCCUCAAGGAAACCGUCCGGCAGAUCAGGCAAAUCAAAGAGCAAGGUACCAGCUCCCUAAUUCUCUCAUUCACUGAUCCUCUUAAUAUCAGCAUGUUUUGGAUUUUAACUUAACAAAAAAAGGAGGUAGACGGAGGAGAACAUGGUUUGUCAUUCAUGAAUCAUUGGUGUAGUAUUUGCUCAGUGCAUGGUUUUAUGGUUAGGAUGCCCGUGUCAAACUGGGCUGUAGAGACUGUCAGUGAUGAAGCUGUUAGGUGGUGGCUGCCUGGCCUGGCCUCUGUGUUUGUGUUUGGGGGAAAUGAACACCAGUAAUUGAGUUGUGAUGGCUCAAGGCCAUGGUGCUCCAGGCUCAUGUGUCUGUUUGCACUGGAGUGGCAGGCCCAGCCUGAGAGACGGAUGGGACUAGAGAGCAGGGUGUGUGGGAGGGGAGGUCUCUCAAGACAGGGGAGGUGAGGGAUUCCAGCACCAUAAAUCACUCGCCCCCCUCCCUUCCCCUUUGCGGAUCUGAAGUGGUUGGAUCGGUGUAAGCAGUAUGGUAUUAGCACCACCUAGCCUUCUGGUAGGUUAUGUGCAGCUUAUACCUAUGAAGUCCACUCGGAUUAGACCAGUGAGGAAGGUGAAGCGAGAAGGAAGGAAAGUUAUUGGAUUAGAAUCCACCCCAGGGCCACAGCUGGCUGCUGCUGCUUGGAGCUUUGUACAGCCAGGUUGCCAUAGUUACAGGAAGUGAAUGAUGAAGGCCCUCCUUCUCUUGUUUUCUCACAGUUACCUUUCAACCACCUAUCUAUCUCUUGCCUUCUUUUUCUCCAAUUCCUUUACUCCUCAUGUCUGUCUAAUUUAGUCCUACUGUUUCCACUCUUCCCUCACAUUAGUGUUAGCCUUGUGGAACUCUACAUAAAGAAAACUAGAAGCAAUUUUUAUUCAAUCUCUCCCUUCCAAGUGAAUCUCCCUCGGAAUCAGAAUAUGUUGAACACGGAACUAUAUCAUGAUUGAAAAUCUAAUGGUCUUUUUAGAAGUGUAUAAACAUUGUUAAGGCUUCCUCCUGGUGGCGGACAGUGUCAUUUUGCAGUGACAAGUGGUUGACUGGAUAACUGGUGUCUCUCUUUCUGUAUGCUAAUUUUGGGCUCCUGUAAAACUGUUUUGCAGUUAUGUUUCUGAUUUCUCCUCACAAUUCCACAAUGGAUAUUAAGUUGCUUGUUGAGAGUGUUAUGUCCUGCAAUAUGUGUUGCACUAUAAUAACUGGAUUGACCUUAUCUACUGUGAAGUGACUGUGGGUCCUUGUCCCUCUGCAGGGAAGAGUUCGUGCAGCGAUGACGAUGUCCAGAAGGCAGAUGUGUCCUCCACCGGUCAAGGGGUCAUUGACAAGGACCAUCUGGGACCGCUGCUGCUACAGGUUAGCCUGGGGACAGGGUGGGGGUCAAAGGGCAGUGGAAUUAUGUUCACCUCCUUAUGUUGAAUCAGUGACAUACAAGACCGUGAACAGCUCUUGUAUGUACAGGGGUGCAGCUGGUCACAAACAUUAGUAUUGAUAGUUAUUGACACAAACAAUUCAAUUAUCCUCCCCCUGUUCCUCCCUCCUCCUCUGGCUCAGGCCCUGGAUGGGUUUCUGUUUGUGGUGAACCGGGAGGGCAGCAUAGUGUUUGUGUCUGACAACGUGACCCAGUACCUGCAGUACAAACAGGAGGAGCUCAUCAACACCACUGUCUACAACAUCCUCCAUGAGGAUGACAGGGAGGAGCUGCACAAGAACCUGCCCAAGAACAACGGUGCGAGACACACUUUUUUUUAUUUAUUUAGGGAUACUGCAGAACGGCAUUAAAGUAAUUCUUACAGCAUAAUAGUAAUUAUUGUGUCCCCUUGUCUCAUCCAGCUCCCAAUGGUGGGUCAUGGGGAGGAGAGGCACUGCGGCAGAAGAGCCACACCUUUAACUGCCGUAUGCUGGUGAAGGACGGUCACGGACAGAACCAUGGGCAGUCUGAGGGUCCCAACAGGCAGCGCUACGAGACCAUGCAGUGCUUCGCCCUGACCCAGCCCCGUGCCAUGAUGGAGGAAGGAGAAGGUAGGGGGCUAGGGGCAGGGCAGGACAUCCUCAAUCAUGUGUAACAGUUAGAUGUGUCUUUUCUAUUUAUGAUGCAGACCUGUACUCCUCACAUUGACUUUCUGUAAAUGUAUUAUGGGAACUGGGACAUAAGUGUUGUAGAGCCUGAUAUACACUACCGGUCAAAGGUUUUAGAACACCUACUCAUUCAAGGGUUUUUCUUAAUUUUUACUAUUUUCUACAUUGUAGAAUAAUAGUGAAUACAUCAAAACGAUUAAAUAACACAUAUGGAAUUAUGUAGUAACCAAACAUGUGUUAAACAAAUCAAAAUACAUUUUAUAUUUGAGAUUCUUCAAAUAGCCACCCUUUGCCUUGAUGACCGCUUUGCACACUCUUGGCAUUCUCUCAACCAGCUUCAUGAGGUAGUCACCUGGAAUGCAUUUCAAUUAACAGGUGUGCCUUCUUAAAAGUUAAUUUGUGGAAUUUCUUUCCUCCUUAAUGCGUUUGAGCCAAUCAGUUGUGUUGUGACAAGGUAGGGGGGGGUAUACAGAAGAUAGCCCUAUUUGGUAAAAGACCAAGUCCAUGUUAUAGCAAGAACAGCUCAAGUAAGCAAAGAGAAACGACAGUCCAUCAUUACUUUAAGACAUGAAGGUCAGUCAAUACGUAAAAACCAUCAAGCGCUAUGAUGAAACUGGCUCUCAUGAGGACCGCCACAGGAAUGGAAGACCCAGAGUUACCUCUGCUGCAGAGGAUAAGUGCAUUAGAGUUACCAGCCUCAGAAAUUGCAGCCCAAAUAAAUGCUUCACAAGUUCAAGUAACAGACACAUCUCAACAUCAACUGUUCAGAUGAGACUGUGUGAAUCAGGCCUUCAUGGUCGAAUUGCUGCAAAGAAACCACUACUAAAGGACACCAAUAAUAAGAAGAGACUUGCUUGGGCCAAGAAACAAGAGCAAUGGACAUUAGACCGGUGGAAAUGUGUCCUUUUGGUCUGGAGUCAAAAUUUGAGAUUUGUGGUUCCAACCGCCUUGUCUUUGUGAGACGCGGUGUGUGUGAACGGAUGAUCUCCACAUGUGUAUUUCCCACCGUAAAGAAUGGAGGAGGUGUUAUGGUGUGGGGGUGCUUUGCUGGUGACACUGUCUAUGAUUUAUUUAGAAUUCAAGGCACACUUAAUCAGCAUGGCUACCACAGCAUUCUGCAGCGAUACGCCAUCCCAUCUGGUUUGGGCUUAGUGGGACUAUCAUCUGUUUUUCAACAGGACAAUGACCCAACACACCUCCAGGCUGUGUAAGGGCUAUUUUACCAGGAAGGAGAGUGAUGGAGUGCUGCAUCAGAUGACCUGGCCUCCACAAUCCCCCGACCUCAACCAAAUUGAGAUGGUUUGGGAUGAGUCGGACCGCAGAGAGAAGGAAAAGCAGCCAACAAGUGCUCAGCAUAUGUGGGAACUCCUUCAAGACUGUUGGAAAAGCAUUCCAGGUGAAGCUGGUUGAGAGAAUGCCCCAAGUGUGCAAAGCUGUCAUCAAGGCAAAGGGUGGCUAUUUGAAGAAUAUAAAAUAUAUUUAGAUUUAACACUUUUUUUUGGUUACUACAUGAUUCCAUAUGUGUUAUUUAAUAGUUUUGAUGUCUUCACUAUUAUCCUACAAUGUAGAAAAUAGUAAAAAUAAAGAAAAACCCUUGAAUGAGUAGGGAUUCUAAAACUUUUGACCGGUAGUGUAGGUUAAUUUAGAGAAUGAUUGUGUAUACUGACUGGGCUGUGUCCACUGUGGCUGUGUAUGUCCAGACCUGCAGUCGUGUAUGAUCUGUGUGGCCCGUCGCGUCAAUGCAAUUGAGAGGAGCGAGAGGUUCAGCACCCGCCAUGAGCUCUCAGGUGAGAUGACUUUAAACAAACUACAUUCACAUGUUCAUUUUCUAUUCAAAUGCUUGUUCCAUUCGUUCAAUCUGAGUAACAUAACAGUCUCAAACUGUUGAGAUUGUCUAUUGAGCUGCAUAAUUUUAGGACUAUACAGUUUAGAACAUGAAUUUGAGUCAGGGACACAUACAGUUGAAGUCGGAAGUUUACAUACACCUUAGCCAAAUACAUUUAAACUCAGUUUUUCACAAUUCCUGACAUUUAAUCCUAGUAAAAAUGUCCUGUCUUAGGUCAGUUAGGAUCACCCCUUUAUUGUAAGAAUGUGAAAUGUCAGAAUAAUAGUAGAGAGAAUGAUUUAUUUCAGCUUUUAUUUCUUUCAUCACAUUCCCAGUGGAUCAGGUAGUUUACAUACACUCAAUUAGUAUUUGGCAGCAUUGCCUUUAAAUUUUUUAACUUGGGUCAAACGUUUCGGGUAGUCUUCCACAAGCUUCCCACAAUAAGUUGGGUGAAUUUUGGCCCAUUCCUCCUGACAGAGCUGGUGUAACUGAGUCAGAUUUGUAGGCCUCCUUGGUCGCACACGCUUGUUCAGUUCUGCCCACACAUGUUCUGUAGGACUGUGGUCAGGGCUUUGUGAUGGCCACUCCAAUACCUUGACUUUGUUGUCCUUAAGCCAUUUUGCCACAACUUUGGAAGUAUGCUUGAGGUUAUUGUCCAUUUGGAAGAUCCAUUUGCAACCAAGCAUUAACUUCCUGACUGAUGUCUUGAGAUGUUGCUUCAAUAUAUCCACAUAAUUUUCCUUCCUCAUGAUGCCAUCUAUUUUGUGAAGUGCACCAGUCCCUCCUGCAGCAAAGCACCCCCACAGCAUGAUGCUGCCUCCCCCAUGCUUCACGGUUGGGAUGGUGUUCUUCGGCUUGCAAGCACCCCCUUUUUCCUCCAAACAUAAUGAUGGUCAUUAUGGCCAAACAGUUCUAUUUUUGUUUCAUCAGACCAGAGGACAUUUCUCCAAAAAGUAUGAUCUUUGUCCCCAUGUGCAAUUGCAAACCGUAGUCUGGCUUUUUUUAUGGCGGUUUUGGAGCAGUGGCUUCUUCCUUGCUGAGCGGCCUUUCAGGUUAUGUCGAUAUAGGACUCGUUUUACUGUGGAUAUAGAUACUUUUGUACCUUUUUCCUCCAGUAUCAUCACAAGGUCCUUUGCUGUUGUUCUGGGAUUGAUUUGCACUUUUUGCACCAAAGUACGCUAAUCUCUAGGAGACAGAACGUGUCUCCUUCCUGAGUGGUAUGACGGCUGCGUGGUCCCAUGGUGUUUAUAUUUGCGUACUAUUGUUUGUACAGAUGAAAGUGGUACCUUCAGGCGUUUGGAAAUUCCUCUCAAGGAUGAACCAGACUUGUGGAGGUCUACCAUUUAUUUUCUGCGGUGUUGGCUGAUUUCUUUUGAUUUUCCCAUGAUGUCAAGCAAAGAGGCACUGAGUUUGAAGGUAGGCCUUGAAAUACAUCCACAGGUACACCUCCAAUUGACUCAAAUGAUGUCAAUUGGCCUAUCAGAAGCUUCUAAAGCCAUGACAUAAUUUUCUGGAAUUUUCCAAGCUGUUUAAAGGCACAGUCAACUUAGUGUAUGUAAACUUCUGACCCACUGGAAUUGUGAUACAGUGAAUUAUAAGUGAAAUAAUCUGUCUGUAAACAAACAAUUGUUGGAAAAAAUACUUUUGUCAUGCACAAAGUAGAUGUCCUAACCGACUUGCCAAAACUAUAGUUUGUUAACAAGACAUUUGUGGAGUGGUUGAAAAACAAGUUUUAAUGACUCCAACCUAAGUGUAUGUAAACUUCCGACUUCAACUGUGUAGAGAGAGUCAAAAUUAAAUAAGAAUACAGUUGCCAUGUAUGUGACCCAUGCCCUGUGUGUGGUUGUGUUGUCUGAUAGGAAAACUGAUAGAGAUCGAACAGCAGAGUUCUCUCCACACCACCAUGCAUCCAGGCUGGGAGGACCUGGUGAGGCGCUGCAUGCAGAUGUUCCUCCAUCACAGUGAGGGCCAGCCCUGGUCCUUUAAACGCCACUACCAGGAGGGUACGUCUCUCUCUGCUAAACUCUUCUGGCUCCAUGCUCCCUGCAAUAUAAUCAUCUUCUCACCAAUGUCUCACCUUGAUACUGAGCUAUAAAUGCACAAGUACAAAGCAUCUCUGCUCCUAAUUUAUAACAAAGGCUACUAUUAGGUGAUAAGCAUGUUGGUUGGUCAGUCUCAUUGUCUCUGUCUUCAUGGUUUUCUCCCUCUCUCCUCUCCAGCCUUUCUGCAUGGCCGUGCCGAGACGCCAUCUUACCGGUUCUCUCUCUCCGACGGCACCCCGGUCACUGCUCAGACCAGGAGCGAACUGUGUCGUAACCACGCCUCCAAUGAGCCACCCACCUUCCUUUCUACCCACCUGCUACAGAGGUUAGUCUGUCAGCUUGGAGUGCUCAGAGCCAUGGCAUCACCAUCACCCACUCAGUGUAGGAUUUGACUGUUUUCUAUGUCCAGUUGUAGUAGAUCAGAUUUAGGUUUUUACUGUAUAGUAGAUACAAUAAGUACAGUAUAGUGUUUUCCACUCCUCACCCCUCAUUCUCCUUCUCUCUGUCAGGGAGCAGAAUGGCUACCAAACCAACCAUGGGGGUGUGAUGAGGCCACAGGGCAUGGGCCUCACCAAUCCCAACACCCAGAUGAACAUGGCUCCUGGAGGGGGCAUGGGUGUCAUGAACAGGGGUUACGGCAUGGGGGCAGAGCAGGGGCACAUGGGUCAGAGAGGCGGCCCCCCGUAUGCAGCGGGCAACAGGAUGAACUCCAUGAAUCAGACUAAUCAGACUAACGCGAUGCACCAGAUGAAUCAAAUGAACCCUUCGAUGCAUCAAAUGAACCCUUCGAUGCAUCAAAUGAACUCUUCGAUGCAUCAAAUGAACUCUUCGAUGCAUCAAAUGAACUCUCAAAUGAAUUCAAUGCACCCAUUGAACAAUAUGAGUCCGACGAAUUCCAUUAAUCAAACAAACUCCAUUCAUCCAAUGAACUCUCAGAUGAAUUCAAUGAACCAGAUGAAUUCUAUGAGUCAGAUUAACCAGAUAAAUCGAAUGAACCAGAGUCGUCAGAUGAGCCUCCCUGGAAUGCAUCAGCAGCAUCAACAUCCUCAGCAGCAGCAGGCCCCGUUCCAUGGUGCUGGGUACGGAAUGGGGGCCAUGACUAGCCCCCCCCAGGGCAGUCCAGGUAUGAAUGCCUCCCAGCAGAACAUCAUGGGCUCCCCUAGAGUAAGGGGGAGCCCCAAAAUGUGUGCUAGCCCCUUCUCUCCAGGAGGUAUGCACUCUCCCAUGAGCUCGAGUCACCCAGGGGGGUCAGGAGGGAGCACCGGUUUCUCCAGCAGCUCCCUAAAUGCCCUCCAGGCCAUCAGUGAGGGGGUGGGCACCUCUCUACCAGCACUCACCUCUCCCCCCGCACACAAGCCUGACAGCUCCCCAAGCAUCAACUCCACCCAGCAGGGACAGAGCCAGGGGCAGGGCGGGCUCUGUAAACCAGGCAUUUUAGACUCCAACAGCCCGGGUAGCUCACUGGCCAGUGGAGGGGAGCAGCAGCAACACACCCCCACUACAGAGGGGACCACAGACAUCCAGGCCAACAGGGAGGGCCCAGCCUGGGGAGAAGCCAACCGACGGGGCCCUGACAACAAGGGGGGCCAUAAGAAGCUCCUGCAGCUCCUCACCUCCCCUACAGAGGAGCUGGUGCCCCCUAAUCCCCAGGCCGGCCCUGGCACCACCCCCAUGGGCUCUGAGGCCAAGGAGAGCAUGGGGGGUAUGAUCAGCCCCUCCUCCACGGGCGUGUCCUCCACUGCUGCAGUGGGACAGCAAGGCCUAGGAGCAGGGGCUGCAGCAGCACACUUUGCCAACCAGUCCCUGCAGGAGAAGCACAAGAUCCUCCACAAGCUGCUGCAGAAUGGGAACACCCCAGAUGAGGUGGCCCGCAUCACAGCUGAGGCCACGGGGAAGGUCACAGAUGGUGGUGGUCCAGAGGCUGGGCCAGGAGGCCCAGGACUGGGACCAGGGCCGAGGAGGGCUGAGAUGAAGCAAGAGCAGCACAGCCCCAAGAAGGAGAAGACCCACGCCCUCCUCCACUACCUCCUCAACAAGGACGACUCCAAAGGGCAAGGGGUGAUGUCAAGGGGUGAUGUCAAGCCAAAGCUGGAUGAGUUAGAGGGGAGGGGAGCCUCAGGGGUCACAACCUCUGAACCCAACCCCAUGGUGGGGAAGGUCAAGACUGAACCACCUGAUGAGGUAGGGUGGGACAUUGUGCCUACGGUUAAUUAAUUUUAUAUUAUUUAUUCAGCAAAGAGCAGCUUGUUAACUAACAGUAACAUUUGUUUGUUUUCCUUCCCAGUUGGAAACCCUGGAGACAAUUCUUGGAGGCUGCAGGAACUCCAGCUCCAGGUUUUAUCCCAAACCAGACUCCAGAGCAGGAAAAGAAGUGGGAAACCAGCAGGGAAAUGGCCCAGAAAGUUUGCAUGGUAAACUAGCAUGAGUGGAUGCUAAUUAGAAUUUUGAAUAGAUCAUUCCAGAAGUGCUAAUAUGUUGUCCAUUUAAAAUAACUAUUAUGCAGCAAACCAUACAUCCUUACUAUAUGUAGAGGGUUUGUCCUUGGCCUGUACUGACCCUUCUGUCUGUUCCAGAUGGGGAGAGAGGAGCCAUGAUGUCUGCCCAGCGUGGGCCCCUCCAGAGGGCUCUGUCAGUGGAAGCUCGGCCCCUGGGUGGUGGUGGAGGCCUGGCAGGGAGGAGGAACGUCCCCUGCCCCACCCUCAUCAAACUGGAGAACAUGGAGGCCCCCAUUCGGCCAGGCAUGACCAUCGGUUUUCCAGGACCUGGAGGCAUGGGUGUGUGUCCACCACGGGCCGGUGCCGCCACAAGUAACUUACUCACUUACUUUGGGGUUGGGUUGAUUUGGUUUCAGCACAUGGAUUUUGCCCCUUUCCCUCUCAAUCUAGUGACCUUUCUUGCCUCUCCUUAUUACACUCCAAUGACAGCACUGCUGUUUAGUACUACAGUUAGAUGUAUUUAGUUCAUGGAUCAUAACCGCACUAUUUAUGUGUGUUCCCUAGGAGGUAUGAACAGGGCUAUGGGGAUGCCACAGCGGCCCUCCAUGGCAGGGCAAGGUGACUGGGGGAUGACCAGGUCCAGUGGCAGUCCUGUGGGGGCACCAGGACACCCCUCGAUUGGCCGGCCAGGGAUGGACUUCAACUCCAAGGGCAUGAUGGGAGGCCCCUUGGUCAACCGGUCCAAUAGUUUACCUGGCAACACCAGGUCUAUGCUGCAGCAGCAACUCAUGGAAAUUGGUAUGUAGUGUGUGUGGGCGGGGUGAGUGAAUAUUACAUGUAGUUUGGUUGAGUAUUUAUGACCAACUGUAUGCGUGUUCUUCAUGUUUGUGUAUGUAUGAUUGGUUCAUGCUGAAUUCUACUUUCUCUGUAGGUUCCAGUGAGGUGAAUAUGGGGAUGAGUCCCUUCAGUGGGCAGGGUCCUCCACCUCAGUCCCCCUCCUGGCCUGACAGUGCCAUGGGAAUGGACAGACCACCCACUAACACAAAUAGGUGAAUAACCUUCUUAAUCAUAAACACAUUUAUACACACUCACUGUCUCCCUCAUUCAGUUCCCCCCGCCCCAUCUGUUCGCUCUGUCUCCUAUUAACCCAAACAUCAUUAGCAUCAUUAGGUCUGGAGUGCAUUGGCUCCUCUGUAUACAGUACAACUGGUGCAUGUACUGUACUAAUCCCCCUUCCUUGUUGUGUACCAGGCGUCAGUUUGGGAACCCCCUGGAUGAGCUCCUGGUUCCGCCCUCCACCAGCCAGGGGCAGAAUGAUGAGCUGGCGCUGCUGGACCAGCUGGACUCUCUGCUCAACAACACUGAUGUUAUUGCCCUGGAGGAGAUUGACCGGGCCCUGGGCAUCCCCGACCUCGUAGGACAGGUACCUUAUGAGGACAUCCAGAUAACAUGGAGCUGAGUCCUCUAUUUACAGUCCCUAUAAAACCAUGUGAUAAGAAUCACACUGUUAUAUUGACCAUGUCUAACCUCUCUCUCUCCCUCCCAGACUCAUGGUCCAGAGCAGCAGCCAGGUCCGGGGCAGAGGCCCCCAUCAGAGCCUUUCCCUGGCCCAGGACCGGACACCUCCAUGGGGAUAGAGCAGAAGCCCAUGUAUGGCCAGGGGUACCCAGGACCCCCCUCCAUGGGCAUGCAGUCAGUCUAUGGGGGUAACCCCAUGCAGGGCCAGUCCCCUGCUGGUUUCAACCCCGUGAUGAACCAGAUGGCGGGCCAGGCAGGCUCAGGGGGCUUCCCUGGCAUGGGGGGGAUGGGUCACCCCCGCGCCAACAUGAGACCCCGCAUGAUGAGCGCCAUCAAGCCCCUUAGAGAGCAGCUGGUGCAGAGGUUACAGGGCCAGCAGGUACGAGCAUAAGACACACAUCACUUCAAAGUUGCAGAAGAGGCUACAUUUGAUUGUGAUGUCUAGAUGUAGAGGCACAUAUGAAAGCAGGCAAGUGGAUCACCUAUAUGGAUGGCAAAUGUGACUAACUUUAUUCUCUCCCUCUGUAGUUCAUGAACCAGACCCGUCAGGGCAUGGGCAUCAAGAUGGAGAAUACCCCUACAGGAAACCCUGCGAUGCGGCCUGUGAUGCAGCCCAGUAUGGGGAGUCAGGUAGGUAGUCAUACCCCUUUUUUUUUUUUUUUUUUUUUUUACCUUUAUUUAACCAGGUAAGCCAGUUGAGAACAAGUUCUCAUUUACACCUGCGACCUGGCCAAGAUAAAGCAAAGCAGUGCGAUAAAAACAACAACACCGAGUUACAUAUGGGGUAAAACAAAACAUAAAGUCAAAAAUACAACAGAAAAUAUAUAUACAGUGUGUGCAAAUGUAGCAAGUUAUGGAGGUAAGGCAAUAAAUAGGCUAUAGUGCAAAAUAAUUACAAUUAGUAUUAACACUGGAAUGAUAGAUGUGCAAGAGAUGAUGUGCAAAUAGAGAUACUGGGGUGCAAAUGAGCAAAAUAAAUAACAAUAUAGGGAUGAGGUAGUUGGGCGGGCUAAUUUCAGAUGGGCUGUGUACAGGUGCAGUGAUCGGUAAGGGCUUUGGAGACAAAACGGAUGGCACUGUGAUAGACUACAUCCAAUUUGCUGAGUAGAGUGUUGGAGGCUAUUUUGUAAAUGACAUCGCUGAAGUCAAGGAUCGGUAGGAUAGUCAGUUUUACGAGGGCAUGUUUGGCAGCAUGAGUGAAGGAGGCUUUGUUGCGAAAUAGGAAACCGAUUCUAGAUUUAACUUUGGAUUGGAGAUUCUUAAUGUGAGUCUGGAAGGAGAGUUUACAGUCUAACCAGACACGUAGGUAUUUGUAGUUGUCCACAUACUCUAGGUCAGACCCGUCGAGAGUAGUGAUUCUAGUCGGGUGGGCGGGUGCCAGCAGCGUUCGAUUGAAGAGCAUGCAUUUAGUUUUACUAGUGUUUAAGAGCAGUUGGAGGCUACUGAAGGAGUGUUGUAUGGCAUUGAAGCUCGUUUGGAGGUUUGUUAACACAGUGUCCAAUGAAGGGCCAGAUGUAUACAAAAUGGUGUCAUCUGCGUAGAGGUGGAUCUGAGAGUCACCAGCAGCAAGAGCGACAUCAUUGAUAUACACAGAGAAAAGAGUCGGCCCAAGAGUUGAACCCUGUGGCACCCCCAUAGAGACUGCCAUAGGUCCAGACAACAGGCCCUCCGAUUUGACACAUUGAACUCUAUCUGAGAAGUAGUUGGUGAACCAGGCGAGGCAGUCAUUUGAGAAACCAAGGCUAUUUAGUCUGCCAAUAAGAAUGCGGUGGUUGACAGAGUCGAAAGCCUUGGCCAGGUCGAUGAAGACUGCUGCACAGUACUGUCUAUUAUCGAUCACGGUUAAAAUAUCGUUUAGGACCUUGAGCGUGGCUGAAGUGCACCCAUGACCAGCUCGGAAACCGGAUUGUAUAGCGGAGAAGGUACGGUGGGAUUCGAAAUGGUCGGUGAUCUGUUUGUUAACUUGGCUUUCAAAAACUUUCGAAAGGCAGGGCAGGAUGGAUAUAGGUCUGUAACUGUUUGGAUCUAGAGUGUCACCCCCUUUGAAGAGGGGGAUGACCGCGGCAGCUUUCCAAUCUCUGGGGAUCUCAGACGUUACGAAAGAGAGGUUGAACAGGCUAGUAAUAGGGGUUGCGACUCCCACGUCAUGUUCCAUAAAAUCAACAUCUGGUAGGGCAGACCACCUCACACACACACUGAUUAAACCCAUCCUGUUGCCAUGUAGUACUUGCAGUCGUAUCAGUGUUUUCCCCUGUCUGCUUGGUUAGCCUGGCUUCCUGAAUGCUCAGAUGAUGGCUCAGCGCAGCAGAGAGAUGAUGACACUACAGAUGAGGAGACAGCGGAUGAUGAUGCUAAUGCAGCAGCAGCAACAGGCUGCAACAGGAGGCUUCAGCCCCCCACCUAACAUCACAGCCUCUGUAGGCAUGGACAACCCAAUGGCAGGACCCCCCAUGAACCAGCCAGGACAGCAGCAGUUCAACUACGGCGGAAACUAUGGUGAGCUAUCUGACCCAGAUACAUUUCCAUUUAUUUACUAGCCUUGAUGCAUCUCCUCCAUUGACUAUUCUCUAAAAUAGAAGGCUCUAUACUCCGGUCCCAACUCCCUUUCCCAUUCAUAACCUUCUGACCAGGAGUUUUUCCAUCCAUAGGGGUUGUAAUGUUAACUGUCCUCUCUUUCUUACUGCUAUUUCUAACGCAUUAUUACAAGUAUGCAUUGUUAAUUCUAAGACCUGUCUCUGGCUGUGCUUACAGGAAUGAGCCAGCAGGGGGAACCCUCGUUUGUAGGCGCAGGCAGCAGCCCGCCCAGCAACAUGAUGCCAGGUCGCGUGGGAGGGCCUCAGAAUCCCAUGAUGCAACACCACCCCCAGGGUGGCCCCAUGUACCAGUCAGCAGACAUGAAAGGCUGGCCACAGGGUGGACAGGGUGGAAUUCCACGGAACAAGUAUGUCUGAUACGCUGAUUAUAAUGGCCAAAAAAAAAACAUUACUUCCUGUUCUAUCUCGAUCUUCUCUACUCUGUUCUUUAUACCCCUCUGUGUUUCAGCUCGUACCCCCAGCAGCAGUUCACCCAGCAGGGGAACCCAGGCCAGUUUGGGGGGCCCAUGAUGAUGAAUGGCUCCAUGGGCGGGCCAGGCCCGGUCAGUGGUGCUGGUGGAGCACAGAUGGGCCAGAUGCAGGGGCAAAUGGGCAUGAACUCCAUGGGAAUGGGCCGAAUGCCAAUGGGACCUGAACAGGUAGAUAGUUUGUCAUUUGUUAAUUUAAAAAAAUAGUUAUAAAAGUGUAAUAACUUCCAGGUAGUGAUUUGAUAGCUCAGCCUGAACAGUGUGGAUUUAUUGUAACAUCUGUCCAUCCAUUUUGUCAUUUACAGAAAUAUUGCUGAAAACGUAUGUAAUCUUUAGGAGCCCUCACCAGGAGGACAGCAAAGACUGCAGUGCCCCACCUUUGUGGCUGCAGUGUGGGUGGGAGAAGGGAUGUCUAGGGGUCACCGGACACAGCCCCAAGAUCUUCUCCCUCCGCUGUUCUCUGGCUUGCGUGUGGAGGACACUCAUAAGCCACAGUGA
Messenger RNA from Coregonus sp. 'balchen', 13945 nucleotides. The record is from the annotation of a GenBank genome assembly. NCBI's taxonomy places the organism in Eukaryota, Metazoa, Chordata, Actinopteri, Salmoniformes, Salmonidae.